Molecule: messenger RNA, 1818 nt
Organism: Clarias gariepinus (North African catfish)
Lineage: Eukaryota; Metazoa; Chordata; Actinopteri; Siluriformes; Clariidae
Gene: shmt1
Product: serine hydroxymethyltransferase 1 (soluble)
Exons: 12
Coding region: 168-1616 (482 amino acids)
Biological process (GO): folic acid metabolic process; L-serine catabolic process; purine nucleobase biosynthetic process
Cellular component (GO): cytoplasm; cytosol; nucleus
Molecular function (GO): serine binding; pyridoxal phosphate binding; mRNA regulatory element binding translation repressor activity
Source: RefSeq, a predicted model, not a curated record
UACCGCCCCGCCUCUUACAGUCCCGCGCUCGCGCCGCGUGUCCAGGCAUUAUAACCUCUUUAUCUCUGUCUAUAAACUCUCCUGCACUUUGGAUAUUAACCUGAGUGCAUAAAAAGCGCGCAAGAUCCCAGCAACUGCUGUCACUCGCAGUGUUGAAGAUAAAGAACAUGGCACACAAUGGUUGUUGCGCUGACAAAGAAACGUGGGAGUCUCACAACAGGAUGCUGCAGGAACCGCUCAGCACCAACGACCCUGAGGUCUUUGAGAUCAUUAGAAAGGAGAAGAAGAGACAGACGAAUGGUUUAGAGCUCAUCGCGUCAGAGAACUUCACAAGCCGUGCUGUUUUGGAGGCCCUGGGCUCGUGCAUGAACAACAAAUAUUCAGAAGGAUAUCCUGGCCAAAGGUACUACGGUGGCACGGAGCAUGUGGAUGAACUGGAGCGUCUCUGUCAGCAAAGAGCGCUGAAGGUUUACGGUCUGGACCCGGAGAAAUGGGGCGUGAACGUGCAGCCUUAUUCUGGGUCACCAGCCAACUUCGCCGUGUACACAGCAGUAGUGGAGCCUCACGGGAGGAUCAUGGGUCUGGAUCUCCCUGAUGGUGGACACUUGACCCACGGAUUCAUGACGGAAAAGAAAAAGAUUUCCGCCACCUCGAUUUUCUUUGAGUCCAUGCCGUACAAGGUCAACCCACAGACUGGUUACAUUGAUUACGACCGACUGGAGGAAAACGCUCGUCUGUUUCACCCGAAACUCAUCAUCGCAGGUACCAGUUGCUACUCGCGUAACCUGGAUUACAGUCGCCUGCGUAAGAUCGCGGAUGAGAAUGGGGCGUACCUGCUGGCGGACAUGGCACACAUUAGUGGCCUCAUUGCAGCCGGAGUGAUCCCGUCCCCCUUCGAACACUGCGAUAUCGUUUCCACAACUACACAUAAGACCCUGAGAGGCUGCAGAGCUGGGAUCAUCUUUUACAGAAAAGGUGUGCGCAGUGUGGAUGCCAAAACAGGGAAGGAGACCCUUUAUAACCUGGAGAGUUUGAUCAACCAGGCUGUGUUUCCUGGGCUGCAGGGAGGACCUCAUAACCACGCCAUUGCAGGCGUGGCUGUCGCACUGAAGCAGGCUCUGACUCCAGAGUUCAAGGUCUAUCAGACACAAGUGCUGGCAAAUUGCAAGGCUCUGGCAGCGGCGCUGAUGGAAAAGGGUUACAAAAUCGUCACUGGAGGUUCUGAUACUCAUCUAAUCUUACUUGACCUGCGUCCAAAUGGAACCGAUGGUGGGAGGGCAGAGAAAGUGCUGGAAGCCUGUGCUAUCGCCUGUAAUAAGAAUACCUGCCCAGGUGAUAAGAGCGCCCUGCGUCCAAGUGGUCUCCGUUUCGGCUCUCCCGCUCUCACGUCACGAGGGCUAGUGGAGGAGGAUUUCCGCGUGGUUGCCGAAUAUAUUCACAAAUGCAUUCAGUUAACGGUUGAGAUCCAGACAAACAUGAAUCCCAAAGCCACAUUAAAGGAGUUCAAGGAAACAUUGGCUCAGGAUGAGAAAUAUCAAAAGAGAAUGGCAGAAAUCCGAGAAGAGGUUGAGGCUUUUGCUGGGAAAUUCCCCAUGCCGGGGUUGCCAGAGCUGUGAGCUUAAUCCUCAUCUUCUCGUUCAUGUACCUGAGCUUUAACUGCAAUAUACUGUGACGUCCAUCACACAUUAUUAUUAUUAUUAUUAUUAUAGUGUGAAAAGAUUAAUCUUGGACAUUCUCCAUUUUGCUGACCAAAUAAAAAGAAAAACUAAAUACAGUGAAAUGACUCAGGUGAUUAAAUAAAACCAAAUUAAACAGAAA